This is a messenger RNA of Baudoinia panamericana UAMH 10762, 1057 nucleotides long. RefSeq lists its product as uncharacterized. Lineage: Eukaryota; Fungi; Ascomycota; Dothideomycetes; Mycosphaerellales; Teratosphaeriaceae. Gene Ontology annotation, molecular function: GTPase activity; GTP binding. The record is from RefSeq and is a predicted model, not a curated record. Gene Ontology annotation, biological process: small GTPase-mediated signal transduction. Bases 181 to 759 code for a protein of 192 amino acids. The transcript has 6 exons.
CUCGAGCUCAUCCGUCCUUCAGCUCAGCUGUGUCCUCUGUGUAUACAACAAUCGUUUCGUAGCAUAGUCAAGCAAACUCCGCACAGCAAUCAAGCAGGCGGACCCAUAUAGCCACCUCAGACCUGAUCCACUUCGUUGAGUGAGUGUACUCAGCCACAAGGAAAGAGCAAUCCAACCGGGAUGGCGGAGAUCCGUCGCAAGCUGGUCAUUGUCGGUGACGGUGCCUGCGGAAAGACCUGUCUACUCAUUGUCUUCUCGAAGGGUACUUUCCCAGAGGUCUACGUGCCGACCGUGUUCGAGAACUACGUCGCAGACGUUGAGGUGGAUGGCAAACAUGUCGAACUAGCGCUAUGGGAUACGGCAGGUCAAGAGGACUACGAUCGCCUCCGACCAUUGUCCUACCCGGACUCACACGUCAUCCUCAUCUGCUUUGCCAUCGACUCGCCGGACUCGCUUGAUAACGUGCAAGAGAAGUGGAUCUCUGAAGUGCUGCACUUUUGCCAAGGUCUCCCAAUCAUACUCGUUGGCUGCAAGAAGGACUUGAGAUAUGACCCGAAGACGAUUGAGGAGCUGCACAAGACUUCGCAGAAGCCGGUGACGCCAGAGCAGGCUGAGGACGUUCGCAAGAAGAUCGGCGCUCAGAAGUACCUCGAAUGCUCCGCCAAGACUAACGAGGGUGUCCGCGAGGUCUUCGAGCACGCCACCCGCGCUGCGCUGCUCACGAGGAAGAAGGAAAAGAAGAAGUGCAUGAUCCUGUAAAUUAUCACAUACCCAGCACCACCGUACAAUCGAGCAAGCAAAGCAUCCCAGUCAUCUCGACAUACCACCAACACCAUACCCCGAUCAUUGCGCGAAGCGAGAGAUGCGAAGGCAUGCAGUCAUUCUCUGGAGGCACGGCAAGGUGGCAGUGGUGGAGUACUACUGUAGAAGUGUACACGGGGCACGGGUAGAGACGAGGGUCGGGGUGUGAAUCAACGUCUCUGCCAGGUCUUGCUCACCGACGCUUACUACUUUUUAUGGCAAUACCGACGGCGUUAUAUGGUUUCUUUUGACUGCA